ACUUUCACUGGUAAGGUGAUCUCCCACUCACUCGCUCGCUCACUCGCUCGCUCACUCACUCACUCACUCACUCACUCACUCACUCACUCACUCACUCACUCACUCACUCACUCACUCACUCACUCACUCACUCACUCACUCACUCACCCACUCACUCACUCACUCAGUUACACUACUGUCUUGUGUUGUACAACACACUCCCUCCUCAGCCCAGUCACCUCACUCCAAAGUUAAUAUUUAAUUCUCUCUGUGUGAUAUAUAUACUGCACCUUUAUCUCCUGUUCUCUCUUUGUGGUAGUGUCCUCAUUUAUCUCGUAACAUUUCUAUUUAAUAUAUCCAUUUCUCUUCUCUGUGUACCUGCGCUACCCUCUGGAUAUCUGGACCAGCCAUGGUGGUGUGUCUAAGUGGACUAUGGAGGUAUCGGAAUUACCUGAUCAUAUUCUUCAUCCCUCUGUUGAUUCUACCUUUACCCCUAAUAGUUGGGGGACCGGAGGCUAGUUGUGGCUAUGUGAUCAUCCUGAUGGCCCUGUACUGGUGUACAGAGUGUAUGCCUCUGGCUGUGACUGGUCUGCUGCCUGUCAUCCUCUUCCCUAUGAUGGGCAUCAUGGAGUCAAGCGAGGUGUGUAACCAGUACAUGAAGGACUCUAACAUGCUGUUCGUCGGAGGGCUGUUGGUGGCUAUAGCUGUGGAAUACUGGAACCUUCACAAACGCAUCGCCCUCAGAGUACUGCUCCUAGUAGGGGUGAGGCCUGCUCUUCUGAUGAUGGGCUUCAUGGGCACCACAGCCUUCCUGUCCAUGUGGAUCAGUAACACAGCCUCCACUGCCAUGAUGCUGCCCAUCGCUAACGCCGUGCUGAAGCAGCUGUGUGACUCCGAGGCCCAGGCAGAGGAGAGGGAGAUGGACCUGAUGGCCAUCAGGGGGGCCUGGACUGUGACUGGGAUACCUAAGGACCAGGAAAACCAGGCCUUUGAGAUGGGUGACAAGGAAAAAAGCAUUACCAUAGAUGAUGGAGGUGCUGCUAAAUAUACAAAGGAUGUCAAGCCCAGGGAGAAUGGGGUCAAGUUAGAGCCCGAGCCAGAGGUGGAGGAGAGCCUGGAGGCGAGGGAGAGGAGGCUGAAGAGGGAGGCUAAGUACCUUAACCUAGAUAAAGGCAUGAGUCUCAGUGUGUGUUACGCUGCCAGCAUCGGAGGAACAGCCACCCUCACCGGCACCACCCCAAACCUCAUCCUCAAGGGACAGGUCGACGAGCUGUUCCCAGGGAAUGAAGACAUCAUCAACUUUGCCAGCUGGUUUGGUUUCUCCUUCCCCAACAUGGUUCUGAUGCUGAUCAUCUCCUGGCUGUGGCUGCAGUUUAUGUACCUGGGCUGCAACAUGAAGAAGUCGUUUGGCUGCGGAAUGAAUAAAGAUGGUGACAAGGAGGCGUACGGGGUGAUAAAGAAUGAGUAUAAGAAGCUGGGCAGUAUGUGCUUCGCUGAGGGCUGUGUCCUGGUGCUGUUUGUCCUGCUGGUCCUGCUCUGGUUCACCAGAGAACCAGGCUUCAUGCCCGGCUGGGCCACUGUGCUCUUCAACAAGGACAGACCGUACGUCACUGAUGGCACGGUGGCCAUCCUGAUGUCAACACUGUUCUUUAUGAUCCCAUCCCAACUACCCAGAUGUGGCGGGUACUCUGAGGAUGGAAAGCCCCUGAAGGCCCCUCUCACCCUGCUGAACUGGGACGUGGUCCAAGAGAAGAUGCCGUGGAACAUUCUCCUGCUACUGGGAGGAGGCUUCGCUCUGGCCCGGGGAAGUGAGGUGUCUGGUCUGUCUCAGUGGCUAGGAGAAAGUCUGGCCCCCCUGCAGUCCAUCCCUCCCUUUGCCAUUUCCUUCCUCCUGUGUCUACUCACUGCCACAUUCACUGAGUGCUCCAGUAACGUAGCUACUACCACACUGUUCCUGCCUAUACUGGCCUCUAUGGCUGUAGCCAUUAAGCUCCACCCACUGUACGUCAUGCUGCCCUGCACCAUCUGUGCCUCGCUGGCCUUCAUGCUGCCGGUGGCCACGCCCCCUAAUGCCAUCGCCUUCUCUUAUGGCAACCUCAAAGUCAUGGACAUGGCGAAGGCUGGAUUCGUUCUGAACAUUGUUGGUGUCAUCACCAUCAACAUCGCACUGAACACCUGGGGAGCAGCCAUGUUCAAUCUCAACACCUUCCCUGACUGGGCCAAUGUUACCAUCAUACACACUCCCUGAUCUGGAGACACUGGCAAGGAAGGAAGGAAGGAGGGAGGGAAGGGGAGAACAAAAAGAAGAGGAGGAAGAGAGCGGAGGGAUGGGAGGAGGGGAGAGAUACUGUAUGUACACGUCUAUCUGGGACAGUGCUGAUGGUCAACCCACUCAGGGUGUUCUAGGCUACUACUGUAUACACACUCCAUAUAACAACACACACAGUAUCUGUUUACCGGUCGGACUGGUACUCCUCCUCCCCUCUGUCAAAGUUUAGAUUGAUUGGAAUUAAAUUAAUUUAGAUUAAUCAAUGGUUUUUGUACAGCUAAAACAUGCAGGUUGUAUUUGAUCCUUUUUCGGAUUGUCAAAUCUGUUUAAGCUUAGAGGAGCGGACACAAGAGGGAGAUCUAUGAUUAUGUUAUUAUAUAAAAAACAAUAACAAACAAACAAACAAACAUAUUUAAUGUGAAAAGCAAUCUGUGUUGGAAUACAAAUGUUAUUGUUGAAGUCAGGAAAAGCAUCAGUGGCAUAUUAUUGUGAAACGUUCUUGAAGCUGCUGCACAAAAUGUAUAUUUUUGCUAUUGUUUCGACAGUGUUUAUGUAUCAUGCCUACUGUAUUAAAUACUGCACACAGAAAAAACUCAA
This is a messenger RNA of Oncorhynchus keta (chum salmon), 2845 nucleotides long. Its product is annotated as solute carrier family 13 member 2-like. The record is from RefSeq and is a predicted model, not a curated record. Gene Ontology annotation, cellular component: membrane. Bases 389 to 2227 code for a protein of 612 amino acids. Gene Ontology annotation, molecular function: transmembrane transporter activity. The transcript is spliced from 13 exons. Lineage: Eukaryota; Metazoa; Chordata; Actinopteri; Salmoniformes; Salmonidae. Gene Ontology annotation, biological process: monoatomic anion transmembrane transport.